AUGAGUAACUGCGACAGCAGCUCUGUAGUCAUUCAUGAGCUGGACUGUAUGCCCCCCAGGAUUGCCGAUAAAGUGAUUCACCGCCAGUCCGUGAGGCUGGGGAGGACCAUCAAGCUCCUGUGCCCGGUGGAAGGCGACCCCCCACCCCUCACCAUGUGGAUGAAGGAUGGACGGACUAUCCACAGCGGCUGGACAAGGUUCCGGAUCCUUCAGCAAGGGCUGAAAAUCAAGGAGGUGGAAAGCGAAGAUGCGGGAACCUACAUCUGCAAAGCCACCAACGGCUUCGGCAGCACCAACGUGAACUACACCCUCAUCGUCAUUGAUGAUGCCAGCUCAGGAAAGGAUAGCCAGGUACCCGAAGGCUCCAACGGAGAAUAUGAAGAUCACUCUGGGAAGCAGUGGGCCCGGCCCAGGUUCACACAGCCUGCCAAGAUGAGACGGAGGGUGAUCGCCCGUCCUGUCGGCAGCUCCAUCCGCCUCAAGUGCGUGGCCAGCGGGAACCCAAGGCCUGACAUCACGUGGCUGAAGGACAAUAAGCCCCUCACUCCCCAAGAGAUUGGGGAGAACAAGAAGAAGAAGUGGACGUUGAACCUGAAGAACCUGAAGCCAGAGGACAGUGGGAAAUACACCUGCCGGGUGUUUAACAAAGUUGGAGAAAUCAAUGCAACGUACAAAGUUGAAGUGAUCCAGAGGACGAGGUCCAAGCCCAUCCUGACAGGGACACACCCUGUCAACACGACGGUGGACUACGGUGGCACCACAUCCUUCCAGUGCAAAGUCCGCAGCGACGUCAAACCCGUCAUCCAGUGGCUGAAAAGGGUGGAAUAUGGCACAGAGAGCAAGUACAACUCCACCAUCGAUGUCGGGGGGCAGAAGUUCGUUGUGCUGCCCACGGGGGAGGUCUGGUCCCGCCCAGAUGGUUCCUACCUGAACAAACUGAUGAUUACUCGAGCCAAGGAGGAGGAUGCAGGGAUGUACAUUUGCCUGGGGGCAAACACCAUGGGCUACAGCUUUCGCAGCGCUUUUCUCACAGUCCUGCCAGAUCCCAAGCCUCCGAGUGCACCUGUGCCCCCUUCCUCGGCCAGCAGCCUGCCCUGGCCCGUGAUCAUCGGCAUCCCCGCCGGAGCUGUCUUCAUCUUCGGGACGAUCCUCCUGUGGCUUUGCCAGUCCAAGAAGAAACCCUGCUCCCCUCCAGCUGCUGCCCCCGCGCACCGGCCACAGCCCCGGGACAGGAUCUGCGUCUCCCAGGUCCCGGACAAAGACUGCAUCUCCUCCAUAAACUAUGAGGAAUACGUGGCCCAGCAGCAGCACUUGCUGUCCCAAGGGCCUGCGCUCGCCCCAGCCAUGGCGUCCAAAAUGUACCCAAAGAUUUACACGGACAUCCACACCCACACCCACUCGCACGUGGAAGGCAAAGUCCACCAGCACCAGCACAUUCAGUACCAGUGCUAAGAGCUGGCCCUGUACAGUAGCUCGUUUUUGGGCUUUUCUUCGUGGUACCUCAGAAGAGACUGCUCCAAGUCAGCUCUCACUGCCAGCAACAGGCAAAGCAGACAGAAAAGAUUUUAUAUAUAAUUUUAAAUAUAUAUAUAUAUACAUAUAUAUAAUUGUAUAUGCGUGUGUGUAUGUGUGUAUAUAUAUAUGUGUAUAUAUCUAUAUCUAUCUAUAUAAAUAUAUAUAUAAUAGAGAAAGACAGAGAGAGAAAAGAGAUUUUUUUUUUUUUUUUAAUUAUUGCAAUCAGGAUGUAGCCGAGGAAUAAUGAAGGAUCUCCAAAUCACAGCAGAGAGGCAGCCAUCUCCAACAGCAAAGCCUUCCUGGAUAUUUUAAUCAAGGUGGCAACAAGUGAGGCAGGACACAGGGAUGUGAACCACCACCUCCUUCCUUGUGUUACUAAGAGGAGCAAGUAGAGCGAGAGGUGUGUGUGGUACUUUUCUGGAUGGGCACUGCUGUUCUUGUGCCAACUGCACAUCACUUGUUUUGGGGAAAAGCCCCCAGACCUGUCCUGCUCUGAGUGACUCAAGCACUAAAGUACUUGAGGUUUAGUGCCAAAGCACCAGGAGACAUAACCAAUUCAUCUCGUUGAGGGGAAAAAAUAACACAAGAGGGUCUGGAAAAACUAAUUUCCAUUCACAAGGUGAAAUGGUGAAUACUUCUCAAUCACGGUCAGCACAACCAGCUAACCAAGCUGGUUGGUUUGAUUUCUGCAAGGUGAAGACAUCCUGUUUCCCAUGGGAUGUUCUGCAGAUCAGUCCACAAGAGCUCCCCUCCUCUGGUCCCAGGACUCAGUGCCACUGCCAGGAAAAAGGAGAGAAGGAAUGAGGAACAUUGUACAGAACACCUUUAUAUUUAUAUUUAAGAAAUAAUAAUAAAUAAUAAUAAUAAUAAUUGAACUGCUGAUGGUGAAGAAAGCAAAACACACUGUCCUUCUCUGAUGGCUUACGGUGACAAGCUACUGGAUUUUCUACAUCAAUGCAAAAUACAUGAAAGCGUUAGAAGAAAGUGUAAGAAACAAAGAGAAUGAAAUAAUAAUCUUGUAGGAAAAAAUGCAUUUGAGAAAUACUCACCUAGGUUGUGUGUGGUUGUCCCCUCCCCUCAGAUAUCAUUUUGGAAAUGAUAAAACUUCAUUGCAGUUCAACAGUAAAAACAGAAAGAAGAGAAAAUAAAUAAGGACCAUAUUGAAUACCUAUAUGGACUGGGAGUGAAUCCAAUUGCAAAAUAUAAAACCUUUGUAAUUCUAUAUAGAGUUUAAACAGAAGUCAUGUAUAUUUAAUUUAUUUUGUUAAACAAGAAAAAAAGUGUAUGAUAUUUUCCUUGAAACAGGCAUUUCUAUACGUAUUUUUGAUCAAAGAAAAUAAAGAUUUUUUUUUUUCAGGUUCUGUAGAUGCCAUGCUCAGAGUAUGCUCGAUGUAGCUUGUGACCAGCUGUACUUCUCCUAACCUGGUGGUCACCUGUCUCUAUACCUUUGUACACUAACUAUGUGUAAUCUCCUAUCACCUCAGGUACUGUUGGUGCCAGCCUUUCCAUCAGAAACUCACCUUUUUCACUGCUUAUAUUCUGACUGGGAGGGUCUGCAGUGGCCAAGUCACUUCUCAUGGACCCCGUUCAUCUUCAGUAGCAGAGCUCUGUGCUCACACUAUGCAUUUUGAGGGGGUUGGGGAGGAGGUUUCAUUAGGUUUUUAAGCACAAAUCUGCAGUGGGUCGUCAUUUUGAAAGGAAAUUUUGCAUAUCAAAACAUAACAAUUUGUUAGGCUGUAGAAGGAACUUUUGCCUCAGGGUGCCUGGAAAGGGAAAUAUGAAACGUAGGUGAAACAAUAAUUUGUAAGUGCAGCUGCUUUUGCACACCAACAAGAGGCACCCAACUCCUCAGCGGCCAAAAUUUUCUUUAGAGAAGGUAGCUUCAGCAAUGCUGAAACUGUUUGCUCUUCUCUUGAGUUUCAUUUAAAAUUUGCUGGUAAAAAAAAACCACACUGAAAAAUUGAAAUAUGACAGUUUUUAAGUUUGAAAUUACUUCCUUCUCAAGCUUGUUCUGUGAAAGAGAUCCCCACCAAACCAGCUGCUCCGUUUAAAAGUGAAACACUUUAUUGAAUCUGAAACAAAGCAGUGCUUUAGGCUUUGCUUUUCUCUGAACAUUUCUGAAGGUAUUUGCUCUGUGUUGACCUGCAGUGAUUUUUCUGGUGGUUUGUUUGAAUCACCAGCAAACCAAACAGUUCCCUGUUUGCUCAGCCGCAGUGCUGUGAGAUGGGGCCCCGAUUCACUGAAAUACAUCAGCUCCUGCUUUCCUUCAUCAAUACAUGCUGCUUUCAAAAGGUCCCUUUGCCUUAGUCAUGGGAUAUCCAUGUAAUAACCCCUACAGAAAGACCAUUCCUCACAGUGGUCUUCCUACAGAGGUUGUAAUAAAGCAACCCAUUGCUAACCAUUGUUUCUUUUUCAGCAGGAGGGUCCAGUUAAACUUCGUUAACACAAAUUGAUGAGGUCCCUAGAAGCUAAAUUCAGUAUAAGGGUACCUUCAUGUGCAUCCUCUCAGCUUCAGGGAAACUUAAAUUUGGGGACUGAGGACUCUGUUUGGGUAUAAGGCAUGAUUUAGUCAGGAGUUUUUAUGGCUGUAGUAUACUGAGUAAUUUCAUUAAAAGUGCACUUUGUACACUAAGUGCAUCACCUUUAUUUCAAGAAGACCAUACGUGUAUGAGAGAUACUAAGGGCUGCAUCUCAUAUCUCAUACCUGUGGGAAGCUCCUUACUGCACCAUGGUACAUCCCAAGCUACUGCACAUUCCAGCAACAUUAGAGGCAUUGGAAAGGGCAGGAUUCCCCUGUAAGGCCAUGGCCCUUCUCUGCUCUGUAGGCCAGUGCUGCAGCAAGAGGACACUUCUAACACAUGCAGUGUUAGUGGUGCUGAUUCCAGCUUCAGAGGUGGAGGUGAACACUGGGCUUGUAUGGUUCAGCUGAGCAAACCCUGAGAGAUUAUCUUACAGCACUUUUUCAAAUGGCAGCUAUAUCUCUGACCCUCAGAGAGAGGGUCAGUGGGUUAAAAGAAGCAAUCCUGCAUUUCCCAUACAGCCCUUCCAGGCUGUGUGCAGCACUCUCCACCAGUGCCUUCUGGCCUUUGUGAUCCAGCUCUGUAGUGUUUUAUCAUGCACUCAAAAACUGGAAGUUGAAGGAGUGGCUUCUUCCUGCCCUUUAGAGCUCCUGCACUAGAGAUAAAUCUCCAGUGAUGCUGGCAGAGUUCUCCAAAGGCAAAGCUGCAGUGAACUACCCAGUGUGCCUGAAGUAUCAGCCCAGCACAGCUGCAGCUCCCAACUGUGGCACCAAGAAGGCAGAUGUGGUUUUGGACGUGCCAUGGGAGAUGCUGUGAAGGUCUUGAUUUGCAGAAAGCAUGGGGAUUUCAUCCUGCCUCGGAUAUCUGCUCCCUCACGAGCAUCUCCUGUUGCGCACCAAAACUGGUGGGAGAUUCCCCCCCCCCAGGAAAACAGCAUCAUAUGCCCUGUUUAAGAGGGGCUGUAGGUAUUGUCUGGGCCUUUUGCUGGCUUGCUGUGCCUGGGAGGGGUUCAUGUUUUUAAGGAAUUAUUUUGCCUCCACAAGGUACCUGUAAGGGCUCUUUCAAGUCAUGCUGUCCCAUGCCCUACUGCAUGCCAUUGAUUUUUAGGGCUUGAUUGUGCCUUGCAUAUAUUGCAAAGUCUUCCUUAGUUUAAAUAAAUUCAACCAGGUUGUGCUUGUG
This is a messenger RNA of Myiozetetes cayanensis, 5213 nucleotides long. RefSeq names its product fibroblast growth factor receptor like 1 (gene FGFRL1). Gene Ontology annotation, molecular function: fibroblast growth factor binding; fibroblast growth factor receptor activity. The record is from RefSeq and is a predicted model, not a curated record. The transcript has 6 exons. Lineage: Eukaryota; Metazoa; Chordata; Aves; Passeriformes; Tyrannidae. Bases 1 to 1452 code for a protein of 483 amino acids. Gene Ontology annotation, cellular component: plasma membrane.